AUGAGUGAACGUGGUCGUGGACGUAGUCGUCCUGUUGUACCAGGUGAAGCAACUAGUGAACCAAGUGAUACUGCUGGUAUCACUCUGCCUACUGCUGAAGCGCCUACUACAUCAACUUUAGCUCCAUCAGUACCAACACCAACUGUUCCUCCAUCAACUGAAACACCAACAUCUGAAUGGUCAACAACAGAAGCUGCACCAGCAGUUCAACAAAGUGCUAUACGUCGAAUUGGUGGUGGUGGUACAAUAAGUAUUUCACGUGGUCGUGGUCUUGAUAAAUUAGCUCUACAUUUGGCUGAAAUGUCCAUUGGUGAACAUUAUGAAGGUCGUUCUCGUGGAGCACCAAUACAUGAAGAAGCUCAAAGAAGUAUUGUUGAUCCAACAGGUGUUAGUUUUCCUGAACCAGGAACAGAAAAACAAGGAACAUCAGGAGAACUUAUUGCACUAAUUGCAAAUUAUGUUCGCAUUUUAUCUGCACCACAAUGGUUACUGUAUCAAUAUCAUGUUACAUUUAUACCAGAUAAUACUGAUUCGAGAAAAACACGUCGAGAAUUAAUUGCACAACAUAAAGGUGUUUUACAAGAUGUUGUAUUUGAUGGACAAACUUUAUAUUCAUUUAAUGAUCUUAGUGAUGAUUAUGAAACAAAAUCACAUCAUGAAGCUACUGGUCAAGGUAUAACUAUUCAAUUACAUAAAGUAGCUGUACAAGGUCCUGAAUCACCAAUUUUUUUUCAUUUAUCAAAUUGCAUCAUGAGAAAUUUAACUUUAUUUCCUGGUUUUGAAACAGCUAUUAAUGUCUAUGAAGGUGUUUUAAUGAUGAAUGUUGAUUUAUCACAUAAAGUGAUUAAUAAUGUUAGUAUUUAUCAACGUUUACAAAAUAUUUUUGCACAAUUUCAAGAAUAUAAACUUGCACAAGAUACAGCUAUGCGAGAAUUAGUUGGACAAAUUGCCAUUACAACAUUAAAAAAAUCUUUUUUAGAAUAUUAA
Molecule: messenger RNA, 987 nt
Organism: Rotaria sp. Silwood2
Lineage: Eukaryota; Metazoa; Rotifera; Eurotatoria; Philodinida; Philodinidae
Source: the annotation of a GenBank genome assembly